Toxotes jaculatrix (banded archerfish) is the source of this 2014-nucleotide messenger RNA. RefSeq names its product tafazzin, phospholipid-lysophospholipid transacylase (gene tafazzin). The record is from RefSeq and is a predicted model, not a curated record. Gene Ontology annotation, cellular component: mitochondrial membrane. The coding region runs from base 174 to 962 and encodes 262 amino acids. The transcript is spliced from 11 exons. Gene Ontology annotation, molecular function: 1-acylglycerophosphocholine O-acyltransferase activity. Gene Ontology annotation, biological process: inner mitochondrial membrane organization; cardiolipin acyl-chain remodeling. NCBI's taxonomy places the organism in Eukaryota, Metazoa, Chordata, Actinopteri, Toxotidae.
AUUCAACUUAUCUGGAGAAAUAUGACGUUUGAAGACACGAUUCCUGAAGACGACAAUACCCACAAUCCAGUGCGAGGCUUCCACUUCCGGUGUCGGUGACCAGCAGACUGUCGGCAGGAGAAAGGUGAAGUUGAGGUUAAUGUGUGUGGAUGUAGUGUCUGUGGAGAGCUGUGAUGCCCCUGGAGGUCAGAUGGCCGUUCCCACAGUGCCCUGCGCUGGCAUGGAGGAUCUCAAGCUCACUGAUCAUGGGCAUGGUGGGCUCCUACUCCUACUUCUGGACCAAGUACAUGAACUGCUUGACGGUCCACAACCACGAGGUUCUGUGGAACCUGAUUGACCAGAGACCCUCUGACACGCCCCUCAUCACUCUGUCCAAUCACCAGUCCUGUAUGGACGACCCACAUAUCUGGGGUGUGCUAAAGCUCAGACAGCUGUGGAACUUCAACAAGAUGCGGUGGACCCCAACGGCAUCUGACAUCUGCUUCACAAAAGAGCUGCACUCCCGAUUCUUCAGCCGUGGAAAGUGUGUUCCGGUCUGCAGAGGUGAUGGUGUUCACCAGAAAGGAAUGGAUUUUAUUCUGGAGAAGCUGAACAGAGGAGAGUGGGUGCACAUUUUCCCAGAGGGAAAAGUCAACAUGACUGAAGAAUUCAUACGAUUGAAAUGGGGUGUGGGUCGGCUGAUAGCAGAGUGCUCCCUUAAUCCCAUUAUCCUGCCGCUCUGGCAUGUGGGUCUGAGUGAUGUUCUGCCAAAUGUGACUCCCUACAUUCCUCGGACUGGAAAGAAAAUCACAGUCCUGGUCGGGAAACCGUUCAGCGUGAAAGAGCUUGUUGAAUCCCUCAGAGCUGAAAACAAGAGCCAGUUGGAAAUGAGGAAGACUUUGACUGAUUUCAUCCAGGUUGAGUUUCGGAGCCUGAAAGCCCAGGCCGAGGCCCUUCACAGGCAGAUAAACACCAGCUCCUGAGUCCCAUCCGUCCUGCUCGUGUCUGCUACUCUCCUCACAGCCAACCACACUGAUGAUCCUCCACCCUAAAGCUGAGGGUAAUACUUCACAUGCCUGACUGUUUUUUACCAUGUUGUGUGGUAUCCACUCCCGUCCCUCACUCUACUGGAACACCCACCUCCACCCUUGAAUCCACCACAUCACCAGAGACGAAGAAAGAGCGUUUUGGUUUCUAAGCUGUGCUGUGAUCAAAAACAAGCAUUCCCCCUAAUUCAGCCUUUGUUUAAAAGCAUCAUGUUUUUAUUUAAUUUAGCAAAUUCAGUUGCUAGCGUGGGCUCCAGGGGACUGCCUCCCAAGACAGGGUUGAUUAAAUACAUACACACUGAAUGAAUAAAUAAGUUAUUGAAGAUAAUCCAGAUCUUUGCAGAAUUGUUCAGUACAUUCUUCUGUCACCCUGUUUUUAGGAGUGUUUGACACAAAGCUGCUGUUUGCUGAAAUACUAAAUGUUAGUAUGCAGUGUGCUCCUCUGUGCAUAAACAGAGUGAUGGGGAUUUAGAAAAUGUAGAAUUUGCUGCAGAAGUUAAUCAUGAAGUCAGGACACGGUUAAAUGUUAUACCGCUGUUAUCAGACUGACACAGGCAGAGUAAAUGAUUGUUAGUAUAUGACAGUGCUAAUUGUACCAUUGUAUGUUUUGCUUUUAUUUCGUCCUUGCUGCUUGAAAUGGGUCGACUGCUCAGUCACACGGUCCCUAACGUCACCAUGUGCCCUGCUCUCUGUUAAUCUCUCUAGUUCCUCAAUUGUAUGCUCAAAUCAAGUUUGCAUCUUUUCUUAGUAUUGUAGAUACUUUCGUUUUUCAGAACUAUUAACAUGCAAGUUUUUCUGUUGAUCCUUUCAACCUCUGAAUGCUGUCUGAGAUGUACAUAACUUAUUUUAUCACAGAGAUCAGUGGCUUUAUAAGGGAGGAAAGGCCAGGGCUAAAUGAUCUGUGGUUUUUUAUACACGUAUUGCCUUACUGUGGUUGCCACUCUUUCCUACUGUAUAUGAAUGCCAAUAAAGUAUUUGACUUUUCCUAA